CCCGAGAACACUCCGAAAUCAGACAAAUUGGGCCAACCCAACCAAGACGAUGAAUCAAAAACCCUAAAUCAUAAACCCUAAUUCCCUUCCCUUCAAUUCCACCCUCUUCAAUUUUUCUCUUGUUCGGAUUUUCUCUCCCACUUUCACCUCUGGUUUUUCCGUUCAUCAUUUAUCCGCCGCCCUCACUUUCCGUUUCCUUGCCAUACUGCCGCCCUGACCUACUCUUCUCCCGCCCAUCUCCCCGCCGCCUUCACUCCAAGUAACCGAAAAGUAGUGUAUCUCUCUCUCUCUCUCUCUCUCGCUCGAAUUAGCAGCUACAAAAAAUAUGGAGCAGAGGUUGGCCAACACGUGGAAAAUGACAUUGAAUGAGAAGUUGUUCAUCGAAACAGCACUGCUUUCUGAGCUCAGAAUUGACGGUCGUGGACCUUUUGAUUACCGGAACGUCACAAUCCAGUUUGGUAGUGAAGACGGUUCAUCAGAGGUGCAGUUGGGCCAGACUCGUAUAAUGGGGUUUGUAACUUCCCAACUGGUACAACCUUAUAGGGACCGCCCCAAUGAAGGAUCUCUUGCAAUAUUUACGGAGUUCUCUCCAAUGGCCGAUCCUUCAUUUGAAACAGGUCGUCCAGGGGAAUUUGCCGUUGAAUUGGGACGAAUAGUUGAUCGUGGUUUGAGGGAAAGCAGGGCUGUGGACACAGAAUCACUUUGUGUUGUUGCAGGGAAAUGGGUGUGGUCUGUUCGUAUCGAUCUCCACAUUCUAGACAAUGGCGGGAAUCUUGUUGAUGCUGCCAAUAUUGCUGCAUUGGCUGCUCUUUUGACUUUCAGAAGACCAGAGUGCACAUUGGGAGGAGAAGAUGGUCAGGAAGUUAUAAUACAUUCACCGGAAGUGAGGGAACCACUGCCGUUGAUUGUACACCAUCUCCCUAUAGCAGUGACCUUUGCAUUUAUUGGUAGUGAGAGUACUGUGGUUAUUGAUCCAUCACAUUUCGAAGAAGCUGUUAUGGGAGGAAAAUUGACUGCUACGCUGAAUACAAAUGGCGAUGUCUGUGCUAUUCAAAAGGCUGGAGGAGAAGGGGUGAUACAGAGUGUUAUCAUGCAAUGCUUGCGGAUCGCAUCUGUGAAGGCUGCUGAUAUAACUGGCAAAAUAAAGAAAGCUGUGGAACUGUACAACACAGCAAGAGCUUUAAAAAAGAUCAAGCGGCACCCUGAUACAGUUGGUGUGAGCAAAGCUGCUUCAAAGGGAGGCAAUAGCAUAUCACAGGAAAUGGAGAAACCGAAAAUUAAGAUAGAGGAUAGAAAUAUAAAUCAAAGUGAUGACAUGGAAAUUGAAAUCCAGUCAUCCAAGAAAGACGGGAGCGGUGAUAACAAACCUAAUACUUCCAUUGGUGGACCAUCUAACUGGGAUCCGUAUUCAACGGGUGUCAAUGUUGAUGAAUUGAAGGCAUCUCUGGCUUCAAAAGCAGCUGUUGUGACUCCCAAUGAAAAGAUGGAUAUAGUACCACCUGUAAAGCCAACGUUGAAAUCAGUCGAUCAAUCUAUUAGAGAUGCAGAUCCAGCACCUUCAUUGCAUAAGGCAUCUGGUAUAGAAGAACAGAGCAAGGAAUCCAAGACGUUAGAAGAUGCUGUGAAGCCGAAACACAAAAGGAAAAAGAAGAAGAAUUCGUCUAAUACUGAAGCUAAAGUUUCCGCCAUUUAAGAUAUUUGCAUACAUAUAACUAUAAGAGUACGUUGUCUUCUGCUGAAAUGUUGUCUCCCGUGCAAUCUGGAAGUAUCGGCUUAUGGAGGUGACUUAUUUUCAGAUAUCAUGUUAAUUUAGUGCAGUUUCUAUGUUCACUUUGACCGUGUACGAGAGCAAGAGAAUAGAGUUUGUUCUUUUCUGCAAUGCCUGCUUGAAGACCACCAACAGAGUAAAUGAUUCUCAGGUUGCGGUUGGAAACCAAAAUGUAGGGAGAUGUAAUAUUUCAGAAUCAUUUCCUUUCACCAUUGGAAAGUGAAUUAAAGUUUGAAAUUUUGACCGAUUUCUAGUGAAACCUUAUUUGAUUUGGCAGUAGAUUAUGAUGAUAGCAGGUUAGUUGGCUAUUGUACAAAAUAUUUAUCAAGUUAAAAAUGAGUAUAGUACUAAAUGGUACAAUUUUGAA
This is a messenger RNA of Erythranthe guttata (spotted monkey flower), 2135 nucleotides long. RefSeq names its product exosome complex component RRP45A. Gene Ontology annotation, molecular function: mRNA 3'-UTR AU-rich region binding. Gene Ontology annotation, biological process: rRNA catabolic process; U5 snRNA 3'-end processing; U4 snRNA 3'-end processing. Gene Ontology annotation, cellular component: nuclear exosome (RNase complex); cytoplasmic exosome (RNase complex). Lineage: Eukaryota; Viridiplantae; Streptophyta; Magnoliopsida; Lamiales; Phrymaceae. The record is from RefSeq and is a predicted model, not a curated record.